CUGCCUAACCCUGUCCGCUCAGUAUCAUCAUGGACCACAAGUCGGAAGUAAUAAAUAAAAAAAAGCAGAUGGGGACGAGGAGGCUGAUUCUCUGGUGAAGUGAAGAGAGAGACGGACUCAGAGAGGAUGGAUGACAGAAACAGAGCAACCAUCGUAGUUUUUCUGCUCUGUGUCGUUGCAGGUAUACCAGCACAUGUUCACACUCUGGACAUGUGUGCCUCCUGCCACGCUAAUGCCACAUGUAACGACAAAUUAGACAACUCUGGCAAAGUUUGUCAAUGCAAGUACGGGUUUGUUGGAAAUGGGAGAACCAUCUGUGUAGAUAAAGAUGAGUGUCACACCGAUAGGAUCUGUGGGCCUCACACCACCUGCCAUAACACACUUGGCAGCUACUACUGUACUUGCAUGUCUGGCUACAGUCCUUCUAACAACAUGCCCGUCUUCAUCCCAAACGAUGGAACAAGCUGCCAGGACAUCGAUGAGUGCAGGAUCACGGGCCUGUGUGGAGAAGGAGGUCAAUGCAGGAAUCUUGUGGGCAGUUUUGAAUGCAGCUGCCAGCUGGGAUAUCAAGUCCAAAACGGAGCAGAGCCCUUCCACCCUCACAGAGACAAAGCUUCCUGUAAAGUGGUUGACUGUGGCCAGCCUGCCUCAGUGGAGGACACCGUGCUGCUGUCCGUCACAGGGACCACAUACAGCAGUGUGGCCAUGUUUGUCUGUGAUGAAGGCUUUGUGUGGAGGAGUGGAGGCAACAGCUCCCAGUGUGGAGCUGAUGGACUGUGGAGAGGACCCACCAUGAUCUGUGACGAGAUAUUUUGUGGGGCUCCUCCUGUGCUGCCUCACACUGGACAAGUGUGGAAUGGCAGUUCCACCCCUGCAAGCACAGUGACUUACUACUGUGAAAUAGGAUUUUAUCACAGUGAAGGAAAUAACAUAUCAUUGUGCAAAACAAAUGGUUACUGGACAAAACCAAACAUCUCAUGCAAAGAAGUUGACUGUGGUGUGCCCCCUUCAAUCCCUCAUUCAAUCAUGCUGUGGGAUAAUACAUCCACUGUGGGCUCUCAGGUGGUUUAUCAGUGUAACUCUGGCUACCACAGUGUUGGAGAGGGGAAUGUGUCAGUUUGUACUGCUGGUGGAGAAUGGGAGGGAGCCUCUCCGCUCUGUCAAGAAAUCAAUUGUCAUGCACCCGUUUUUAAACCUCAUACUGGCAUUCUGUGGGAUGGCACAUCACACGUUGGCAGUGGGGUGUAUUACCAGUGUGAGGAAGGAUAUUACACAAGGAGCCUGAGAAACUACUCAGUAUGUGGAGAGAAUGGACUGUGGGAGGAUAUUGAUCUAUGGUGUGAAGAAAUAAGCUGUGGUCCCCCACUAACCCUCCCCCAAACUAACUUGCUGUGGGACGGCACCAGUAGACCGGGCAGUGUGGUGCUGUAUGAGUGUACAGAUGGAUUUUACCAGGAGAGUGGAAAUAAUAUUUCGACAUGUUUACAAUCAGGACAGUGGUGGAAAGUAUCUGUGAAGUGCAAAGCUAAAUGUGGCAGGAUACCGUUGCUUGCCAAAUCAGAGGUGGUGUGGCAUAACAGGAGUGUUGUGAUCCACCGCUGUGUGGAGGGAUACCACAGCUGGAGGGGCAGCAACCGGUCUGUGUGUGGCAGCUCAGGGCGCUGGCAGAGAGCCUCACUCAGGUGCACAGAAAUAAAGCCAGCUGUCAAUCACCUAUAUAUCCUCAAUGAGAAAUGUCUGCGUUGGAGAGCAGAGAAAUAUCAGGAGGAUACAGAAGUAUACAAGGUGACUUACACUGGAUCCAGAGACUACCAGAGGUCUUUUCAUGAAACACGGAAGCAGUUUCUGAGCACCAAAGCGGAGCAGCUGGAACUCUGUCUGAACCUGCUUCCACUCACAAACUACAGCAUCUCCAUCACUGCAGUGACUGCCAGAUUCACAGCCACCAUCACUGCCAACACCAGUUUACCAGUGCCUCCAGCACCAGUUGUCUCCUACAGAGAAUUUGACACUCCUGUACCAACGUUGCAGCUACAGAGAUCACACGACACCCUGGAGCCGAUAAGUCUGUACCAGGUGUUUGUACUUCCUGUUGAGGGGAUUAUGAUGUUUGACUGUUUCACUCCUGCGAGCUCAGACCCCUCAAGCAAAAUAAAGUCAGAGUACAUCAGCGCCCAGAUUGCUGUCCGACACGUCGGGGCAGAGAUGAACUUCACUGUGGGGGAUGGCCUCUGCUAUGGAGGCUUCUUUAAUGCACCUCUGGAGAACGGCAGGAACUAUUAUAUCAUCUUACGAGCUGUCAGCCAGUGGAAAUCGGCUCGAAAAAGUUCCUGUGUCCUGUGGGCUAAAGUAAGAGGUUCGUCCUACAUCCUGAGGGUUUGGUCUCUGUCUGCUGCUGCGCUGAUAGGAGUCGUUGUCUUGGUCAUUUUGGCUGGAUACAGUUUCACUUGGUGUUUUCAGAGGACAUGACGCUUCUGAUGUUCUGUCAUUUUAUUUGUUUGUUUUUUUACUUCAGAUCUGUACAUUCUGUAAAUCAUUCUAAUAAUCAUUUAUUAAAUUCAUAAAUCUGGAGGUGUUUUAACGGAGUUGAAGAGACUUGACAAUUGACAAUAAAAUCUUCAGUUGGA
Messenger RNA from Centropristis striata (black sea bass), 2627 nucleotides. RefSeq names its product sushi domain containing 1 (gene susd1). The record is from RefSeq and is a predicted model, not a curated record. Gene Ontology annotation, molecular function: calcium ion binding. The transcript is spliced from 17 exons. Bases 127 to 2469 code for a protein of 780 amino acids. NCBI's taxonomy places the organism in Eukaryota, Metazoa, Chordata, Actinopteri, Perciformes, Serranidae.